Messenger RNA from Babesia ovata, 1155 nucleotides. RefSeq names its product Tripartite motif-containing 2, putative. Lineage: Eukaryota; Apicomplexa; Aconoidasida; Piroplasmida; Babesiidae. The record is from RefSeq and is a predicted model, not a curated record. The transcript is spliced from 4 exons. Bases 1 to 1155 code for a protein of 384 amino acids.
AUGAGGCUGGAUGGGCUUAUGUUGCAGCGGCUGCCGACCGACUGGCAACAAAAGAUUCACCGCGAGUUCCAGACCAAGCUGCAGCUAUGUAUAGCGAACCCUGAGGAAGUGCGCAAGACAGCCGACUUCACGUGGCAGACACUCCUCCACGGAGUCGAGGACAGGGACAAGUUGGCGCAACGCUUCGGACCUCAUCUGGGUCAAUAUGCUGGGGACUUUGCGGAUUGGGUGUUGGAUUUCGUCGCCCAAGCGAUUCACCACUUCCAGACGACGGACUCCACUGUUGACGCAGCGGCAGGGUUCCCGAAGAGUUCGAUGAGGUCGACGCGACCGUUCACUUCUGCUGGAGUUCAUAGGGAAAGUGAUCGAAUGGACACCUCUGCCUAUCUUGGACCUACCGUGUCGAUAGGAUCCGGAGCUUCUGACGACAGUUUCUUCAACGACGUCAACCCACCGUCGUCGAGUAAUGCUGGUAGAACAGUGCCACCCCGUGUGGAGCCUGUUCGUCCAGAACCAAGAAUGGUUGGCGGGCUACCUAGCAUGCGCCGCGAUGUACCGCCGAUGGAUCCACCAAGUAACCGGCUUGGACCCGGGCCGUUUGGAUACGACCCCCGGGCCGAGAGCUUCGGGCCAAGCAGUGGGAGUAGCCGUAGUGGGACGGUUCAUGCGCCCAGCAUGGUCUCCAGAAGCGGCAGCUUCCGCAGCCCAACUCAUAUGGCAACGCCCGAACCUAGGAUGCAUGAUCCCCUGGACGAGACACUGGAUAAUCUGAUUAUGAAGCAGAGGAUGGACAGAUUGCAUGGACGCGCAGGAGCCCCGCUUGGUGUAUUGACGCGUAGCAGCAAGUUCUCCCCAGUGGAGGGGGACUCAAAUUCACGUGGCUCGCCUCUAUCGCCGCCGUAUGACCACCCGAACGGCUACGUCAGGAGUCCCAGCAUGCGAGGGAUGCCGUCUGAUGACUACAAUUAUUCGCCAGGCGCCGCCCCCGCCAGGAUUCCGAAGACCUUGGAGGUUCCACGUGCUGUCCGAGGCUCCCUUCUUGGGCGUGGCAGUGCUUGCAGCAGGGUCGGUGCCCUUGGCAGCCCCUUUUGCGACCUUAGUGGCAGUUUCCUCAUCAUCUUCGCCGUCGAUGGUACCCCUGAUGAACCUCGAUGA